This is a messenger RNA of Fusarium graminearum PH-1, 879 nucleotides long. RefSeq lists its product as uncharacterized. Bases 1 to 879 code for a protein of 292 amino acids. Lineage: Eukaryota; Fungi; Ascomycota; Sordariomycetes; Hypocreales; Nectriaceae. The transcript has 2 exons. The record is from RefSeq and is a predicted model, not a curated record.
AUGUGUGCAGCCGUUGUCCCUAUGUUCAUUGGAUCCCUCUCGGCAGAAGCGAUUAGGAUUCUGAUCCAGGAACACGGCUAUGAUGCUUCACAGUGGAUAUUCAAUGCAUAUGUCCAAUGGAAGACAGGACAAGCAGCGACACAGCACACUCGCACGAUGGAGGAUGUGCAGCACUUCACGUCGGACUUGAAAAAUAUCAUUGAACGAAAAGAGAUCCGCGUUGUCCCUGACGCUUUCAACUCAACCCCAAACUUCAUCGGCUACUUCCAGACUGCAGCGUUAGGAGCGAUACCUCUUGCAAUACUGGAUGUAGGCCAGGCAAUUAGGCGGGUUGGUGCAAGCCUCGAGUCUAUCCGAUCCGAACUUGCCAUUGCGAAUGUCUCCACCGUUCAAGGUUGGGAUGGAGGUGGUUUUGGUAGCUACGUCCACCGUUUCGUUCGGAACGAGAUGUCGGCCUUUGACGACAAUGGGGUUGAUAAGGGAGGGAACUAUCAAUACUUCUAUGUUUGGCACCCCGAUACCGACUGGUAUACGGCUUUUGAGGAGAGGCAGGCUGAACAACCUCUUGGACCCAGUUUCGGCGGAUAUCAUCACGAUCUCGUGACAAUCUGUUUGCGCAUGAGGGCUGAUAGAGAAGCUUUGAAAGCAACUACUGAACAUGGAAUCACUGCUGUGUUGCAUCUUGUCAUACCGGCCUACCAACCACUUGUGGUGGACACCGAAUUCAAGUUUGCCGAAGAGCUGUUCCCAUUGAUAGUUACUGGAGCUCGACAUCGAGGAAUCGAUCUGGUUUGGCUUGCACUUGAUCAACCUACAGGGGAUGGAAGACUCGAACUUCGGCUUGUUUACUUGGAUGACUACAGAGAAUUUACGAUGUGA